Lactuca virosa is the source of this 614-nucleotide messenger RNA. Lineage: Eukaryota; Viridiplantae; Streptophyta; Magnoliopsida; Asterales; Asteraceae. The record is from the annotation of a GenBank genome assembly.
AGUAAUAACAAUAUAAUAUGCUCUACACUGGUGCAGUCCUACUGUGGAUUUCACAAGUCUACCGGAAGAAUUAGAAACCAUGAGCCUGGUGCCGUUCCCAAGCGGCGGAGAUGAUAACCGGAGCAGUACUCACUCCGCCAAAACUCCGCCGCAGUCACGCGAUUCUCUAGCAAUUAAUUCGCCCUCCUCCCCUAUUCCCCGAGAUCCGGUCAAGUUAACGGCGAGAUCAUGCUUGUACGAGAUAUGUGCGAAAAGUCGCUGGAAACGUCCGGUAUUCACUUGUUGCAACGAAAAUGGUCCGACUAAUCUCAGAUCCUUCACCUACAAGGCAGUUGUUGAGAUGAAAGAAGAAGACUCAAAGUCAUGGAUACUGGUGGAGUGUAUUGGAAAGCCUCAAUUCAACAAGAAAAAUGCAGCAGAUUCAGCUGCUGAAGGAGUUUUAUGGUACCUUGUGCAUCUAGGUUAUCCCAAAAAAGCAUGAUUCGCUCAAGAAAUUAAGGUGAUGCCACCGUCUGCCAUUGUUGAGUCUCAAGAAGCUCUGGGAAAGCUUAUAGGGGCAGAAAGUAAGUUAUGUGAAUAUAAGAAAGUAUGUGUAUGAUAUAUAGAAAACAGAG